AGAGCCUUGCCCAGCGUAAACAUACAGAAUACAUACUACGCACUGGGCCGGAUAACGAAUAUCUUCGCCGGAGUGAAGAUCGAUCACCGGAGAUGGAAUCUGCUGCUGUGCUGUGCCGGGUUCAGAGUUCAGACCAUUUUCAACCAGACUGACUUAAACCGCCAGAGAAGAAUACAACACCGACGCUGGACUGGUAAACCGCGGAUGAUGUCGACAACGAAGGAGGAAGCAGCUUCAACGCCUUUUCCGGACAGAAGAGACAUCGUUGGAAUAGCAGAGCUACUGUUCCGGGCUAAGUAUUCGCGCCAGAUGGAUGCUCGCCGGAGAUAGGAGCCCCUGGAGUGCUGUUUGUACCACGCCGGUUGAUCGGCGCCGGAGAGCAUCUGCGUACCUGCGUUCGCCGGACUGGAACCGACGAGUGAAUUUGGAAAAGAUCGAGAUAUAGAAGCUUUGGUUGGGAAUUAUCGCGAUUGAGACAAUCACGCCUACAAGAGACAACAUGGAAGACGUAACAAUGACGCGGCACUGAAGAAUUCGGAUUAGUGGGUCUGGGACAAUCUCAACUUCCUAGAUGAUCGGGAAUGUGCUACUUCAAGCUCAACACUAACAUCAUCUCAACCGCUGAAUUAACGAACUUAUAGCAAAGCAUAAUUUCCUCUAUGUUUAUGCCAAGAAGAUCCUCUUAUCCUCGAGGAUUGGAUUCUCACUUUUGUCAAACUUUUUCUAGGCUAUAAAUCGUCAUCCUGCGGAUUAAUGCGUUAAUACGUCUGCAUACUACCUACGUCACGAGGCAGACAACUAAGCUUGUGGGCUACAACUGAACAAACGUUGUGUCAACAACCUCACUUUCUUUGGGAGACGUUUAUAGAGGCCAAGCGAGAAUGAUUCUAUUUAGACAACAUGAAAGCUACGAAGUACGAGAAACUCUUACACCUAAAGCAAGUGGAUAUGAAUGCCAAAGAAUACUACGCCAAAUUCUUGGAGCUCGCACGAUUUGCACCUGUGUUAGUUCCUGAUGAAAUCAAUAGGGCUAGGAAGUACAUAAGCGGUCCGGAUUUCGAGACUAACAAGGCUAUUUGCGUUUUGGGAUGCCAAACUCCGAACGAGGCCUACACCAAAGCUUUCAAUCGCGAUCGGGUACGACAACUCCAGAAGGAAAGACUGAAGAAGGGCGCCACAGAAGAGAGCAAGCCGAGGGAAAACUAUCUUUGAGUAAGUUAAAUGCUUCGAGGACGAAUCAUGUUUUAAGGGGGGUAGAAUGUGACACUCCAAUUUUUUUUAUAUAAUGAAAAUAUAUAAAUAAUUUCAUGGUUUUAUUGGUCAAAUAAAAUUUUGUAUCACACACCUAUAUAAAACAAAUCCAAUACGAUAGUAUAUGCUAGCAAUGAUAUUAUGAGAAUAAUGCGGAGGAGUUCGUAUAAAAAAAAUUCUUGGGCCACUCAGACGUUUCCUAUUACUUCGUAGUUCGCACAUAUGAAAGUAAACGUAAAGAAUUUGUUAACAUACGAAACCCUAGUCUAGAAGCAUCGACUGCGGCAUAUAUAUAUACACGACCUUCGCCCUGCACAUCUGCAUACACCUGCGGCAGAGCCUUGCCCAGCGUAAACAUACAGAAUACAUACUACGCACUGGGCCGGAUAACGAAUAUCUUCGCCGGAGUGAAGAUCGAUCACCGGAGAUGGAAUCUGCUGCUGUGCUGUGCCGGGUUCAGAGUUCAGACCAUUUUCAACCAGACUGACUUAAACCGCCAGAGAAGAAUACAACACCGACGCUGGACUGGUAAACCGCGGAUGAUGUCGACAACGAAGGAGGAAGCAGCUUCAACGCCUUUUCCGGACAGAAGAGACAUCGUUGGAAUAGCAGAGCUACUGUUCCGGGCUAAGUAUUCGCGCCAGAUGGAUGCUCGCCGGAGAUAGGAGCCCCUGGAGUGCUGUUUGUACCACGCCGGUUGAUCGGCGCCGGAGAGCAUCUGCGUACCUGCGUUCGCCGGACUGGAACCGACGAGUGAAUUUGGAAAAGAUCGAGAUAUAGAAGCUUUGGUUGGGAAUUAUCGCGAUUGAGGUAAUGCUUUGCUGAUGAUGUUGAUUUCGAGAGAGCUUCCGCUAGAGAAAAUCUUACUAGUCCCGUGGAUGAAAUUGCCGAGUUCAUUUGACACAGUUGAGUUCUACACCAACCAUCGCCAUAGGGAAGUUGCUUUGGUUCUUAUUCUUGUGAUAAUGACUUAAGUUAAUGUUGAGCAUGCGUGACCCUUUCCUCUUUACCCCUAGUACAUAAUGCAUUUUUGGUCAUCGAGGACGAUGCCAAAGUUUAAGUGUGGGGGAGUGAAUUGGGCAUUCGGGCAGUAGUUGUUACAUGAGAUUUGUUAGAGUUAGCAUGCGCAGGUGUUAGUUGUAUAUUCAUAGGAAAUUCAUGCAAAAUUCAUAGAAAAUUCAUGCCAAAGUUGUAUAUUCAUAGAAACUACAUGCCCAAGAAAGCCAAUCUCUUUAAGCCAAAACUCGCACUUAGAGAACUUGGCGCAAAAUUGCUUCUCUCGUAAUGUUUCAAGAUCCAGGACCAAGUGCCGCUCAUGUUCUUCUUCACUCCUUGAGUAAAUUAAGAUGUCAUAUAUGAACACAAUCACAAAUCGGUCCAAGUAUUUAUGAAAUACUCGGUUCACCAAGUCCAUGAAUGCCGCUGGGGCGUUUGUUAACCCAAACGACAUAACAAGGAAUUCAAAGUGCUCAUACCUUGUGCGAAAAGCACUUUUUGGUAUGUCAUCUUCCUUAAUCUUCGGUUGAUGGUAACCCGACCUCAAGUCAAUCUUUGAAAACACAGUCGCCACUCGUAGUUGAUCAAACAAGUCAUCAAUCCUAGGCAAGGGAUACCUAUUCUUGAUUGUGACCUUGUUCAGUUGACGAUAGUCAAUACACAUUCGAAGUGUCCCAUCUUUCUUUUUCACAAAAAGAACUGGUGCUCCCCACGGGGAGUGGCUUGGUCUAAUGAAACCAUUAUCCAAAAGCUCUUGCAAUUGGGUUUUCAACUCGUUAAGUUCAGCGGGUGCCAUACGGUAUGGCGGUAUGGAGAUUGGUUUGGUACCAGGCUCGACCUCGAUCACAAAUUCAAUCUCCCUAUCAGGUGGAAGCCCCGGUAGGUCUUUAGGGAAGACAUCCGGAUACUUACAAACCACCCUCACAUCAUCGAUGUUCGUUUCUUCUUUGGUUUUGUCAACCACGUAUGCUAGAUAUGCGUGGCAUCCCUUUCUCAUCAUACUUCUCGCUCUCACGGCGGAUAUGAUACAGCUAUUUGAUCUCCCUCGAUCGCCCUCGAAGCGUAGGGUCUCCCCAUCAUUGCCUUCGAGUUCAAGAACCUUCGUGUAGCAAUCUACCCUAGCAUGGUUCCUUUCUAGCCAAUCCAUCCCUAGGAUUGCAUUGAAUUCAAUCAUGCUCAGCGGUACGAAGUCACACGUCAAGGUUUGACCAUUAACCUCCACCCCACAAGAUGGAUAGUAACAAGUUCUUUCCACGUCAUCCCCUAGUGGUGUUGAUACCACUAAGGUUUGCAUCAAUGGUGCGGAUUGCACUCCCAACCUCUUGGCGAACGCUUCAUUCACAAAUGAACGUUGCGCCCCGGUAUCGAUAAGGAUUCGCGCAUCCUUCCCAUUAAUCUUUAGUGUUCCUACAUUUAUAAGUCAUGUGAGAUACCUUUCCUACCAUUCUUAUACAUUUAGAGAGGUUUAUUAUGUUCACACACGUGUUUGGGAUCAAGAACGGGUCUUAACGUUGAAAUACGGCGCGAAAAAGUCGACUUUGGGCUGCCCAGGAGGUACGCACGGCGUGCCUAGGAGGUACGCACGGCGUGCGUGUCUUAUAACCUCAAAACGGAGCUACUGCCACCAACGCACGGACAACGCACGUCCGUGCGUAUAGCAAUUUCUUCCCGGUUGCUACUGCCACCAACGCACGGACCAACGCACGGACAACGCACGGCCGUGCGUAUAGCAAUUUAUUCCCGGUGGCUACUGCCACCAACGCACGGACCAACGCACGGACAACGCACGGCCGUGCGUAUGGUCCCGCCUGGUGUGCGUUGGCGGAAAUCAGCCGUCUUUCGCCCGAUUUCGCUCCGUUUGACCCCAAAACUUCGUACAAUGAUCCCAACGAUUAGCAACCUCAAUUUAUGGACUAAUCAAGGGUAAAACACAAGUAUACAAGAGGUUAUACCUGCAACGGAAUCCGGGUUCGCUCGAGCCUCCGCCUCCGUCAUCGUAUAGACUCUAGCGUGAGUCCUCCCUUGAUUCACGGACGGCGCGUUGCUCACACUUGCUCCGCCAUGUUCCUUGCUUGCUUGAGAGGCCCCAGCUUGACUCUGUAUGCCUAUAGUCGUACUACUUGAGCCCAAAGUUUGGUCGGGUACAAGUUGUGGGCAAUUCGCAUUCGUGUGCCUGAUCUCUCUGCAUCGGUAGCACCUAGGAGGUUCCCAACACUUACCCGGGUGGUGCUUCUUACAAUUUGUGCACUUAGGUACUCUCGAACCUUUUGACCUCGAGUUCUGGCCACCCGAGCCUCGACUCCACUCAAGUGAUAGUGUCUGCGCCAUGAAGGUUUUGUCACCCUCAACGUUUGUCCUCCUUGAAUGUCUUUGUGAAUCGUUGUCUCCCCACUUCCUUUUCCUUACUAAUGGUAUGCCCUUAGCUUGCCUAGCUUGGCGUUUUCGUAUAAGCCUCACACGUUCACGUUGAAGCCAAUCUAUGACCAUGCCCAUUUGUUCAAUGGGUGCACCAUCAAGGUCCUCAUCACUCAAAUCAUCUCCUUUGUCACCCGAAGCCUUGAGUGGUUCAGUUUUGCUAUAACAAGGUGAUUCUUCCUUGGUCUUAACAUGACCACCACUCAUGAUUUGAGCUUCAAGAAUUUCGUGCACCUUUGGUCCUAAGGGCUUUUCUCGGUUGGCAUGCCCGGUUCCACCCGGUGCAAACCCUUCCGAGUUCUCCCUAUUCAUAAUACCACCAUCACCCUCCAUCACUGAAAGAAAUAAUUAGAAUGAGUCAUUAGACUCGUUUCAAAUGUCAAGUGACAGAUAGGCACUUAAGACUUCUCUUGGGCCAAGUCACUGCCAUACCAAUCGUUAAGGGCGCCAUCUUAACAAUUAGAGACCUUGCAACUCAAACACCAAAAGUUCUUAAGUACAAAACAUUUUCGCUCAUGGUUUUCAAAAAUCAUUUUGAAAAGAGAAUUUUGAGACUUCAUUAUGAAGUUUAUGGACUAAGGCUCUGAUACCAACUUAAUUGUCACGCCCCGGACCUAUACGGGCACGUCAACAAUCCGCCGUACAAUACGAAUAGUCAACCGCAGUCCAACACAUUCAUAUUAUACAAGGCGUCUUGAAUAUCAUUCACACAUGUACAUCCAUAAACAAACAUAAUAAGUAAUUCAUAACGCAGCGGAAACAUUGUUUAAAACAAAAGGGCCACACAAGGCAUUUCAUGAGCACGCAGGCUCCAUAGUAAAAUAUCCAUGAGCAUGUUUAGAAAGGUUUAAAAACAGAAUGGAGGAAGCACGAACCAAGUCUUCCCUCCUAUAUGAUCUCUCGAGCAACGAGCACAGGAAGCAAGCUCUAGCCUCAACCUGAAAAAUGGUGGUGGGACGCCCCCGAAGGGGUCAGCACUCUAUAGGGCUAUAAAGUGCUGGUGUGGCAGGCAUCUAAUAGAUAUACAACAAGUAUUUCACACACAAGACCCUCAAAUAGGGUGAUAAUAUAGUAUAGGCCGUAAUCCUAGAUUACCCCUUUCAAAAUACAUACUUACUUUAUAUAAAAUCAAGUAGUUGGCUCAAAGGCCCGUGUUUGUUAUAAAACAUUUCCCAAACCCCGUGACUAAUAGUCACGACAAUACAUAGGGUCCAACCCUAAUAUAACUUCUCAUUUCUAGAGUUAGGCUCGAGUACAUCAUCAUGCACUCGCAUCAUAGAUCUCCUACUUCAUAUAAUCAUACCAUAGAUCUCCUACUUCAUGUAUUCACCCCAUAGAUCUCCUACUUCAUACAAUCCCACCAUAGAUCUCCUACUUCAUAUAAUCACACCAUAGAUCUCCUACUUCAUAUAAUCACACCAUAGAUCUCCUACUUCAUAUAAUCACACCAUAGAUCUCCUACUUCAUACAAUCACACUUGACACUUGAAUCUUAUUCAAGUUCAUCACAAACAACUCAAACCUUAAAUUUGAUUCUAUCAACAUUUUGAACAAUCCUUAACUAGCAUCACAAUACUAUUAAGAUUAUUCCUACAACUCAUUUAUCAUAAAUGGUAGCCCCUCCAUAUCAAUAGAUAUGUGGCAGCCUCCCAUGUGCUAAGCAUCAUCAUGCAAUUAUACAUUUACAUACACAUAACAUUCAUACAUGAGUUGGAAGGUCAAUUUACCAUAUUAGCAUACUUUUAUCUCACAUGACUCCAUAUUCAUCAAUAUGGUUUCAAUUCAUGGUCAAGUCCAUUACUUAUCAUUCAUAUCAUGUUCAAGCAUAUUUAUUCACAAAAACAUGAUUCAAGCAUUUAGGUAAUCUCAUGCAUAACCUACAAGUUGUAAGCAACUAGAUGUCGGUCCUCACCUCAAAUGAGCUUUAAAACCUUCCUUCUUGCUCCAACGACCAAAGCCUCGGCCAAGAAGGUUUUAGAACUGAUUCCUUGCUUGGAAUUGAGUGUUAAACAGCCCCCUCAAAGUGCUAGUUCAACUCCUACCCGAAGACGCAAAAACAGUCCCUAGAACGGGUGUUUCCCGACGAAUUCGUUUCCUAGUUUUCCAAUAUUUGCAUCUAGGUUAGUAUCUAACCUUUACAUCAAUAAAAUAACUUCACAAGGACAUAUUAUACACUUGUAUUAGUGUACAAUAGUUCCACCAAUCGUUCAUAUCAUUUGGAAAAUGAAAGGAAAGGUUUUGGGAUUAACAACUCACUUAGAAGAGUAAAUCCGUUCCUGCGAGGUCGCGUUCUGAUCGGACGAUUUGGAAGCCUUCCUCUACUCCGAUUGAUGCAAACCAGACCUUCACGGAUUCCUCGUCUUGAGAGCUUUCUUUUGGUAUCUCACACGCCUUAAUUGGAUUGGUAUAACUCGAGAUAUAAACCAAACAGUCUCAGCACUCUCACAGCUCGAGUUCACAGACCACCACUCACUCCAGCUCGAUUUUUGUAAGAUAAGCUUUCUCUCCUCGAACACAGACCACUCAAUUGAGAUACUAGACUUCAAAGGCUAUCCAAGGACAUAUUAUUCACGUUGUUUGGUCGAGUAUAGCUUCUAUAAUGAGAGGAGACAAACAGCACACCAAUUUGUGCGAAAAUAAGGAUGGUGGCCCAAGCUUUGAUUCCUAUCAAGUCAUGUGCAGCUCCCCUCCAUUAUGGCCGGCCAAGGUAGGUCUUAUAACCCAUUUUUAUUUGUUUUGAAGGUACUAAUAUAAUGUGGAGUGGUUCCCAAUUGAUCCCAUUAAAUUUGGGGUCCAAAAUAUCUACCAAUACUUCCAAAAAAUGGGAAGAUGGGUCCUAUAGUUUUAUCUUUUGUCAAAGAUGUCUUUUUGUACUCAUCCUAAUUUAUUUAGAACAAGUCAACUUCCUCCAUCACAUUAUUGAUCUCCAAUAUGUGUAGGUUCAUCACAAUAAUUUACUUGAUGAAUAUUAUAGAAGGAAAAUCCUACUCCCAUUAUUUAGCUCAAUAAGGCCCAAGGUGGGGUUAUAGGCAUUUGUAUUCUUCCUUAAUCAUUCAAUCACUUAUUUGACAUUUGUCAUACGUAUUAUUGGGCUACUAGCCGUGUGGGUCACUCCCGAGUGGGUUUAGAACGCCAUUCUUGAAUACUUGCUAUUUUUAGCAGGUUGGGCCCAAAAUAACGUUUGGGCCGCCCGACCUUCCUCAAUUUGUCUUGAAAGGUCAAAUAUUACUAUUUAGAAAAUGUUGGGCCCCUUUAUCUAUUAAUAAGUCCCAAAUAGUAUCCGUGUGUCCGACACUAAUAUACGAGUUCGAAGAGUACAAUAUUCGAUCAUUAAUUACGUAAAACAUAAAUCGUUUUACAAUUGUUUGGGAACCGGAAAUCCAAUACAUAAACUUUGAAUAUUUAAAUCAAAUCUCCAAGGACAUUCGGGUGCGGUGUCACAAGUUCACCCCCCCUUAACAGGAAUUUCGUCCCCGAAAUUCACAGUUUUACUCGAAUAGGAAAGCAUACUGCUUCCUCAUCAAAGCCUCUGUUUCCCACGUCUCUUCUUCGACCCGAUCGCUCUUCCAAAGUACUUUAACCAUUGGGACUUCUUUGCUCCUCAGUUUCUUCACCUUCCUAUCGGUGACCUUGAUUGGUUGCACAGCGUAGUUCAAAUCCUCACGUACCUCUACAGGUGGUUUCUCCAAUACGUGGGAGGGAUCAUGCACAUACUUCUUAAGCAUGGAUACAUGAAAUACAUUAUGUAUCUUCUCUAAUUCAGGAGUUAACUGCAGACGAUAUGCUACGGCCCCAAUCCUCUAUAAUUCUGAAUGGACCUAUGUAUCGUGGAUUAAGCUUUCCUCGGGUUUGGAAUCGUAUGAUUCCUUUCCAAGGAGAAACCUUCAAGAAUACCUCGUCAUCAACCUUAAACUCUAAGGUUCUCCGAUGCUUAUCUGCAUAACUCUUUUGUCUAUCCUGAGCCGCCUUGAGUCUCUCUCGAAUCAAUUUCACCUUUGAUUUGGUGACCUCAACCAACUCAGUACCUUCGAGUUUGGCCAUGCCGACCUCGUCCCAACAUAACGGUGUACGACACCUCCUCCCAUACAAUGCCUCGUGUGGAGGCAUGCCGAUGCUUGCCUGAUAACUGUUGUUAUAGGCGAACUCCACAAGUGCUAAGUGGUUGUCCCAACUUCCUUGGAACUCUAACGCACAAGCCCUCAGCAUAUCCUCUAAGAUCUGUAUAACCCUUUCAGACUGCCCAUCCGUCUGUGGAUGGAAUGCAGUACUGAACUUCAAUCUCGUUCCCAUAGACUCUUGAAAUUUCGGCCAAAAACGUGAUGUGAAUCGUGGGUCUCUAUCGGAUACAAUGGUCACUGGGACCCCAUGCAGCCUCACGAUCUCAUCCGUAUACAAUUUGGCUAACCUCUCAAGUGGGUAGGUGGUGUUGAUAGGCAAGAAGUGUGCACUCUUUGUGAGCCUAUCCACAACAACCCAAAUUGCAUCAUAGUUCCGAAUUGUCCGUAGUAAACCUACCACGAAAUCCAUAGUCACAUGUUCCCACUUCCAUUCAGGAAUGGAAAGUGGUUGUAACAAGCCUGCUGGAUGCUGAUGUUCUGCCUUAACUUGCUGACAAGUAAGGCAUCGACUAAUGUAUUCAGCUAUUUCCCUCUUCAUACCAGACCACCAGUAACUUUCUUUCAAAUCACGAUACAUUUUCGUGCCCCCCGGGUGCAUGACAUAAGCCGAUGAAUGAGCCUCCUCUAAGAUGGACUUUCGGAGCUCAUCAUCUGACGGUACACACACUCGGUCACGAAAUAACAAGAGACCAUCAUCUCUUUCCCUGAAAUCCUCCACCGGUCCCGCCUGCAUGCGUUCCCGGACCUUCAUAAGUUCUGCGUCAGUCUCUUGACCCUUCUUGAUUUCAUCAAGUAAGGUCGGUCUCACCUCGAAUCGUGCCGAUAAGACACCGUCGCUAGAUACAUCCAAUUGGGCCCUCAGUGCCCUCAAACUUGUCAACAAUGCCCCAGACGAACUCUUCCGACUGAGGGCAUCUGCUACAACGUUUGCCUUACCUGGAUGGUACUCAAUAACUAGAUGGUAGUCCUUUAUCAACUCCAUCCACCGUCCCUGUCUCAUGUUUAACUCUCUCUGAGUAAACACGCACUUGAAGCUCUUAUGAUCCGUAUAUAUGUGGCAUGUCUCUCCGUAGAGAUAAUGUCUCCAAAUCUUCAGUGCAAACACUACUGCUCCCAGCUCCAGAUCAUGGGCAGGAUAAUUUACCUCAUGCUUCUUCAACUGUCGUGAAGCAUAGGCAAUUACCCUCCCCUUCUGCAUCGACACACACCCAAACCCUUGGAUGCUCGCGUCACUAUAGACAUCGUACCCCACACCCUGUUUGGGUAAUGCAAGUACCGGUGCCUCGGUCAAUCUCUUCUUCAGUUCGAUGAAUCCUUUCUCACAUUUGUCAUCCCAUAUAAACUUAGUUCCCUUUCGAGUGAGCUUUGUCAAUGGCGAUGCUAAAACUGAGAACUUCUCCACGAAUUAUCUGUAGUAACCUGCUAGCCCGAGGAAACUACGAAUCUCCUUCACGUUCUUAGGCCUUUCCCAUUAUGUGAUAGCCCCAAUCUUCUUGUUAUCCACGGCAAUGCCUGACUCAGAAACUACAUGCCCAAGAAAGCCAAUCUCUUUAAGCCAAAACUCGCACUUAGAGAACUUGGCGCAAAAUUGCUUCUCUCGUAAUGUUUCAAGAUCCAGGACCAAGUGCCGCUCAUGUUCUUCUUCACUCCUUGAGUAAAUUAAGAUGUCAUAUAUGAACACAAUCACAAAUCGGUCCAAGUAUUUAUGAAAUACUCGGUUCACCAAGUCCAUGAAUGCCGCUGGGGCGUUUGUUAACCCAAACGACAUAACAAGGAAUUCAAAGUGCUCAUACCUUGUGCGAAAAGCACUUUUUGGUAUGUCAUCUUCCUUAAUCUUCGGUUGAUGGUAACCCGACCUCAAGUCAAUCUUUGAAAACACAGUCGCCACUCGUAGUUGAUCAAACAAGUCAUCAAUCCUAGGCAAGGGAUACCUAUUCUUGAUUGUGACCUUGUUCAGUUGACGAUAGUCAAUACACAUUCGAAGUGUCCCAUCUUUCUUUUUCACAAAAAGAACUGGUGCUCCCCACGGGGAGUGGCUUGGUCUAAUGAAACCAUUAUCCAAAAGCUCUUGCAAUUGGGUUUUCAACUCGUUAAGUUCAGCGGGUGCCAUACGGUAUGGCGGUAUGGAGAUUGGUUUGGUACCAGGCUCGACCUCGAUCACAAAUUCAAUCUCCCUAUCAGGUGGAAGCCCCGGUAGGUCUUUAGGGAAGACAUCCGGAUACUUACAAACCACCCUCACAUCAUCGAUGUUCGUUUCUUCUUUGGUUUUGUCAACCACGUAUGCUAGAUAUGCGUGGCAUCCCUUUCUCAUCAUACUUCUCGCUCUCACGGCGGAUAUGAUACAGCUAUUUGAUCUCCCUCGAUCGCCCUCGAAGCGUAGGGUCUCCCCAUCAUUGCCUUCGAGUUCAAGAACCUUCGUGUAGCAAUCUACCCUAGCAUGGUUCCUUUCUAGCCAAUCCAUCCCUAGGAUUGCAUCGAAUUCAAUCAUGCUCAGCGGUACGAAGUCACACGUCAAGGUUUGACCAUUAACCUCCACCCCACAAGAUGGAUAGUAACAAGUUCUUUCCACGUCAUCCCCUAGUGGUGUUGAUACCACUAAGGUUUGCAUCAAUGGUGCGGAUUGCACUCCCAACCUCUUGGCGAACGCUUCAUUCACAAAUGAAUGUUGCGCCCCGGUAUCGAUAAGGAUUCGCGCAUCCUUCCCAUUAAUCUUUAGUGUUCCUACAUUUAUAAGUCAUGUGAGAUACCUUUCCUACCAUUCUUAUACAUUUAGAGAGGUUUAUUAUGUUCACACACGUGUUUGGGAUCAAGAACGGGUCUUAACGUUGCAAUACGGCGCGAAAAAGUCGACUUUGGGCUGCCCAGGAGGUACGCACGGCGUGCCUAGGAGGUACGCACGGCGUGCGUGUCUUAUAACCUCAAAACGGAGCUACUGCCACCAACGCACGGACCAACGCACGGACAACGCACGUCCGUGCGUAUAGCAAUUUCUUCCCGGUUGCUACUGCCACCAACGCACGGACCAACGCACGGACAACGCACGGCCGUGCGUAUAGCAAUUUAUUCCCGGUGGCUACUGCCACCAACGCACGGACCAACGCACGGACAACGCACGGCCGUGCGUAUGGUCCCGCCUGGUGUGCGUUGGCGGAAAUCAGCCGUCUUUCGCCCGAUUUCGCUCCGUUUGACCCCAAAACUUCGUACAAUGAUCCCAACGAUUAGCAACCUCAAUUUAUGGACUAAUCAAGGGUAAAACACAAGUAUACAAGAGGUUAUACCUGCAACGGAAUCCGGGUUCGCUCGAGCCUCCGCCUCCGUCAUCGUAUAGACUCUAGCGUGAGUCCUCCCUUGAUUCACGGACGGCGCGUUGCUCACACUUGCUCCGCCAUGUUCCUUGCUUGCUUGAGAGGCCCCGGCUUGACUCUGUAUGCCUAUAGUCGUACUACUUGAGCCCAAAGUUUGGUCGGGUACAAGUUGUGGGCAAUUCGCAUUCGUGUGCCCGAUCUCUCUGCAUCGGUAGCACCUAGGAGGUUCCCAACACUUACCCGGGUGGUGCUUCUUACAAUUUGUGCACUUAGGUACUCUCGAACCUUUUGACCUCGAGUUCUGGCCACCCGAGCCUCGACUCCACUCAAGUGAUAGUGUCUGCGCCAUGAAGGUUUUGUCACCCUCAACGUUUGUCCUCCUUGAAUGUCUUUGUGAAUCGUUGUCUCCCCACUUCCUUUUCCUUACUAAUGGUAUGCCCUUAGCUUGCCUAGCUUGGCGUUUUCGUAUAAGCCUCACACGUUCACGUUGAAGCCAAUCUAUGACCAUGCCCAUUUGUUCAAUGGGUGCACCAUCAAGGUCCUCAUCACUCAAAUCAUCUCCUUUGUCACCCGAAGCCUUGAGUGGUUCAGUUUUGCCAUAACAAGGUGAUUCUUCCUUGGUCUUAACAUGACCACCACUCAUGAUUUGAGCUUCAAGAAUUUCGUGCACCUUUGGUCCUAAGGGCUUUUCUCGGUUGGCAUGCUCGGUUCCACCCGGUGCAAACCCUUCCGAGUUCUCCCUAUUCAUAAUACCACCAUCACCCUCCAUCACUGAAAGAAAUAAUUAGAAUGAGUCAUUAGACUCGUUUCAAAUGUCAAGUGACAGAUAGGCACUUAAGACAUCUCUUGGGCCAAGUCACUGCCAUACCAAUCGUUAAGGGCGCCAUCUUAACAAUUAGAGAUCUUGCAACUCAAACACCAAAAGUUCUUAAGUACAAAACAUUUUCGCUCAUGGUUUUCAAAAAUCAUUUUGAAAAGAGAAUUUUGAGACUUCAUUAUGAAGUUUAUGGACUAAGGCUCUGAUACCAACUUAAUUGUCACGCCCCGGACCUAUCCGGGCACGUCAACAACCCGCCGUACAAUACGAAUAGUCAACCGCAGUCCAACACAUUCAUAUUAUACAAGGCGUCUUGAAUAUCAUUCACACAUGUACAUCCAUAAACAAACAUAAUAAGUAAUUCAUAACGCAGCGGAAACAUUGUUUAAAACAAAAGGGCCACACAAGGCAUUUCAUGAGCACGCAGGCUCCAUAGUAAAAUAUCCAUGAGCAUGUUUAGAAAGGUUUAAAAACAGAAUGGAGGAAGCACGAACCAAGUCUUCCCUCCUAUAUGAUCUCUCGAGCAACGAGCACAGGAAGCAAGCUCUAGCCUCAACCUGAAAAAUGGUGGUGGGACGCCCCCGAAGGGGUCAGCACUCUAUAGGGCUAUAAAGUGCUGGUGUGGCAGGCAUCUAAUAGAUAUACAACAAGUAUUUCACACACAAGACCCUCAAAUAGGGUGAUAAUAUAGUAUAGGCCGUAAUCCUAGAUUACCCCUUUCAAAAUACAUACUUACUUUAUAUAAAAUCAAGUAGUUGGCUCAAAGGCCCGUGUUUGUUAUAAAACAUUUCCCAAACCCCGUGACUAAUAGUCACGACAAUACAUAGGGUCCAACCCUAAUAUAACUUCUCAUUUCUAGAGUUAGGCUCGAGUACAUCAUCAUGCACUCGCAUCAUAGAUCUCCUACUUCAUAUAAUCAUACCAUAGAUCUCCUACUUCAUGUAUUCACCCCAUAGAUCUCCUACUUCAUACAAUCCCACCAUAGAUCUCCUACUUCAUAUAAUCACACCAUAGAUCUCCUACUUCAUAUAAUCACACCAUAGAUCUCCUACUUCAUAUAAUCACACCAUAGAUCUCCUACUUCAUACAAUCACACUUGACACUUGAAUCUUAUUCAAGUUCAUCACAAACAACUCAAACCUUAAAUUUGAUUCUAUCAACAUUUUGAACAAUCCUUAACUAGCAUCACAAUACUAUUAAGAUUAUUCCUACAACUCAUUUAUCAUAAAUGGUAGCCCCUCCAUAUCAAUAGAUAUGUGGCAGCCUCCCAUGUGCUAAGCAUCAUCAUGCAAUUAUACAUUUACAUACACAUAACAUUCAUACAUGAGUUGGAAGGUCAAUUUACCAUAUUAGCAUACUUUUAUCUCACAUGACUCCAUAUUCAUCAAUAUGGUUUCAAUUCAUGGUCAAGUCCAUUACUUAUCAUUCAUAUCAUGUUCAAGCAUAUUUAUUCACAAAAACAUGAAUCAAGCAUUUAGGUAAUCUCAUGCAUAACCUACAAGUUGUAAGCAACUAGAUGUCGGUCCUCACCUCAAAUGAGCUUUAAAACCUUCCUUCUUGCUCCAACGACCAAAGCCUCGGCCAAGAAGGUUUUAGAACUGAUUCCUUGCUUGGAAUUGAGUGUUAAACAGCCCCCUCAAAGUGCUAGUUCAACUCCUACCCGAAGACGCAAAAACAGUCCCUAGAACGGGUGUUUCCCGACGAAUUCGUUUCCUAGUUUUCCAAUAUUUGCAUCUAGGUUAGUAUCUAACCUUUACAUCAAUAAAAUAACUUCACAAGGACAUAUUAUACACUUGUAUUAGUGUACAAUAGUUCCACCAAUCGUUCAUAUCAUUUGGAAAAUGAAAGGAAAGGUUUUGGGAUUAACAACUCACUUAGAAGAGUAAAUCCGUUCCUGCGAGGUCGCGUUCUGAUCGGACGAUUUGGAAGCCUUACUCUACUCCGAUUGAUGCAAACCAGACCUUCACGGAUUCCUCGUCUUGAGAGCUUUCUUUUGGUAUCUCACACGCCUUAAUUGGAUUGGUAUAACUCGAGAUAUAAACCAAACAGUCUCAGCACUCUCACAGCUCGAGUUCACACACCACCACUCACUCCAGCUCGAUUUUUGUAAGAUAAGCUUUCUCUCCUCGAACACAGACCACUCAAUUGAGAUACUAGACUUCAAAGGCUAUCCAAGGACAUAUUAUUCACGUUGUUUGGUC
Cuscuta epithymum is the source of this 15102-nucleotide messenger RNA. The record is from the annotation of a GenBank genome assembly. Lineage: Eukaryota; Viridiplantae; Streptophyta; Magnoliopsida; Solanales; Convolvulaceae.